AUGGCCUACGAUCCAGAGAAGGGCCUCGCGCAGGCCAAAUAUCCCUCUGCCGAGCAGAACUCGCUGGAUUCGAUCGGGGGCGAACGGAAUGUCGCAUCGCCCAACCAGACUGGUCUGAUGGCCAGGAUGCGGGCUCUGGAGGCCAAUAUGGAUCAGAAGCUGGGUAUCGAGUCCGAGGCCAUUGUGCGAAAGCGUCCGGAGGACAAGAAAAAGGUUCACUGGGUGGAAGAACUGUCCAUGGCCUUGCUGUGGGCCAGUGGCACCAUGAAUACCUCUUGCUUUGCGACUGGCUUCCUGGGAUGGGAGUUCGGGUUGAGCUUGAAGCAAUCGCUUUUGAUCACGAUCUUUGCUUCGAUCCUGGCCGCGUCGCUGAGUGGAUUCUGUGCCACCUUUGGUGCGGCGACGGGUCUGCGUCAGAUCAGUGUGAGCCGAUAUAGUUUCGGAUGGUGGCCCAACAAGCUUGUGGCCCUGCUCAACGCGAUCCAACAGAUGGGCUGGGCCGCUGUCUCCUGCAUCACCGGAGGUCUGGCCUUGACUGCCGUUUCGGAUGGCCACGUCUCCCUCAUCCUGGGCAUCGUGAUCCUGGCUGUCGUCGCCUUGAUCAUCUCCUUUGUGGGACUGAAAGCGAUCCUGUUUUACGAGAGAUGGGCCUGGAUCGUCUUCUUUGUGAUCUUCAUGAUCAUCUUUGGCCAGACCGGCAAAUAUGCGGAUAAUACCGCUCCCGCGACGGUCAGCGGCGCAAAUCUUGCCGCCGCAGUCCUGAGUUUGAUCGCGAUUGUGUACGGCUCCAGUGCCUCUUGGUGCACCAUGGCCAGUGACUACUACGUGCACUACCCCACCAAUGUCAGCCGCGUCAAGGUCUUCUUCAUGACCACCUUUGGCAUUGCGAUUCCCACAUCAAUUGGUAUGAUGGCCGGGUGCGUGGUCGCCUCGGCUCUGAACAACCAGCCGGAGUGGAAGAGCGCCUACGAGGACGAAGGCCUUGGCUAUCUGAUCCAGGACAUGCUCUACCCUCGAGGAUUCGCCAAGUUCCUGUUGACUCUGCUUGUUCUCUCGGGGAUCAACGUCAACGUCAUCAGUAUCUACAGCUCGGCCAUCUCCUUCCAGCAACUCUCUCGCCCCUUUGCGCGCGUGCCCCGUUUCCUGUGGACCAUCUUCUGCUUCGUUUGCAUCCUUGCGCUUGCCAUCGGUGGCCGCCAGCAGCUCAACACCUACCUCCAGAACUUCCUGUCCUUACUCGGAUACUGGUGCACCAGCUACGCCGUCAUCCUCCUGGAAGAGCACUACGUUUUCCGCAAGGGCAACUUUGACAAUUACGAUCUGGAGGGAUGGAACGACCCUGCGCGUCUGCCGCUUGGACUCGGUGCGGCGGUCGCCUUUGGGCUGGGUGUCGUGGCGUGGGUAGUGGGGAUGGACGAGACCUGGUUCAUUGGACCUUUGGCCAUGUUGAUUGGUGAUGGGGGCGGUGAUGUCGCGAAUGAGUUUACCUUUGUGGUGACGGCUUUGAGUUAUCUGCCCGCACGAUACCUGGAGCUGAAGCACUUUGGUCGGUGA
This is a messenger RNA of Penicillium diatomitis, 1554 nucleotides long. RefSeq lists its product as uncharacterized. Gene Ontology annotation, molecular function: transmembrane transporter activity. Gene Ontology annotation, cellular component: plasma membrane; fungal-type vacuole membrane. Lineage: Eukaryota; Fungi; Ascomycota; Eurotiomycetes; Eurotiales; Aspergillaceae. Bases 1 to 1554 code for a protein of 517 amino acids. Gene Ontology annotation, biological process: transmembrane transport. The record is from RefSeq and is a predicted model, not a curated record. The transcript has a single exon.